AUGCUCGCGUCUAGGGUGAGGACGGCAGCUCGGUCAUUCACAACUGUCCGCUCUGUGAGAAGCAUUAUGACGAAAAACGAGAGAGCCAUCAAAUUUGGCCCGUUCGAGGUGACAAACCAGGUCUUCUUCACAACACCACAUUCCUUCGCCUUGGUCAAUCUCAAGCCCCUCAUACCAGGCCAUGUCCUAGUCUGCCCGCACUCACCACACAAGCGCCUGACAGACCUCACGCCCGCCGAGACAGCCGACCUCUUCACGACAGUGCAGCUCAUUCAACGGCUCCUCGCGCGUGCCUACUUCCCCUCACCGGAGCCGGAGGCCGGCAGCUUCUCAGUCGCGGUGCAGGACGGCGCCGACGCGGGACAGACAGUGCCCCAUGUUCACGUCCACGUUGUGCCCCGGACCCCGGGCGAUAUGGGUGCCCCAGAUGCCGUCUACGUGAAGAUGGCCGGCGAAGAGGGCAACAUAGGUGGCGCGCUGUGGGACCGCGAGAUGGGAAGGCCCAAGCCUGGGGGCGGUCUGAAGAGGGUGGAUGAUGAAGAUAGAAAGCCUAGGACUGAGGAGGCCAUGGUGGAAGAGGCAGAGCGGUACAAAGCGAUUCUGAAGGAGAUGGGUGUUGAGUGA
This is a messenger RNA of Fusarium falciforme, 624 nucleotides long. RefSeq names its product HIT domain-containing protein. The transcript is spliced from 2 exons. Bases 1 to 624 code for a protein of 207 amino acids. NCBI's taxonomy places the organism in Eukaryota, Fungi, Ascomycota, Sordariomycetes, Hypocreales, Nectriaceae. Gene Ontology annotation, molecular function: catalytic activity. The record is from RefSeq and is a predicted model, not a curated record.